Molecule: messenger RNA, 1497 nt
Organism: Limanda limanda (common dab)
Lineage: Eukaryota; Metazoa; Chordata; Actinopteri; Pleuronectiformes; Pleuronectidae
Gene: kcnj9
Product: potassium inwardly rectifying channel subfamily J member 9
Exons: 7
Coding region: 1-1497 (498 amino acids)
Biological process (GO): potassium ion import across plasma membrane; regulation of monoatomic ion transmembrane transport
Cellular component (GO): plasma membrane
Molecular function (GO): inward rectifier potassium channel activity
Source: RefSeq, a predicted model, not a curated record
AUGGCGCUGGAGAACUCUGUCUUCGCCUCCCGCCCGGAAUCCCUCUCUCUCCCGGUGGAGGAGAAGGGGGAAGGGGAGGAGGUGGAGGUGGCCACCGAGGCCUCCGCGGAGGUCUUCAACCUGUCGGAGGAGCUGGGCCACGUCGUCACCACGGAGACGCCGCUGUAUCCUCCCGUCCUGGCCAGGGUCCACAGGUCGUUCCAGGCCAAGCUAGCCGAGCGGGAGGCCAAAGCCAACGAGCCCAGGAAGAAGACGCAGGGGGCGGAGAAGGAGAGGGGGCGAUUCGGGUGGGGUCGGACUAAGCGCAAGAGGCAACGCUACGUGGAGAAGAACGGCCGAUGCAACGUAUCGCACGGGAACAUGCGGGAGACUUACCGCUACCUGACGGACAUCUUCACCACGCUGGUGGACCUGAACUGGCGCUGCUCGCUCUUCGUCUUCGUCAUGGCCUACGCCGUCACAUGGCUCUUCUUCGGGGCCAUCUGGUACCUCAUCGCCUACUGCAGGGGCGAUCUGGACCAUCUGGAGGACGAGAGUUGGACGCCGUGCGUCAACAAUGUCAACGGCUUCAUCUCGGCCUUCCUCUUCUCCAUCGAGACGGAGACCACCAUCGGCUACGGCCACCGGGUCAUCACUGACCAGUGUCCGGUGGGCACCAUGCUGCUGCUGCUGCAAGCCAUACUGGGAUCCAUGGUCAACGCCUUCAUGGUGGGCUGCAUGUUCGUGAAGAUCUCGCAGCCCAACAAACGGGCCGAGACGCUGGUGUUCUCCAAGCACGCCGUCAUCUCUCUGAGGGACGACAAGCUCUGUCUGAUGUUCCGGGUCGGAGACCUGCGCAGCUCCCACAUCGUCGGAGCCAACAUGAGGGCCAAGCUCAUCAAGUCCAAGCAGACGCAGGAAGGUGAGUUCAUCCCUCUGGACCAGACGGACAUCAGCGUGGGCUUCGAGACCGGCGACGACCGCCUCUUCCUCGUCUCGCCGCUGGUCAUCUCCCACGAGAUCGACACAAAUUCGCCUUUCUGGGACAUGUCCCAGUCCCAGCUGGGGAAGGAGGACUUUGAGAUCGUGGUCAUCCUGGAGGGGAUGGUGGAGGCCACUGGGAUGACGUGCCAGGCGAGGAGCUCCUACCUGGCGGAGGAGGUGCAGUGGGGUCACAGGUUCAGCCCCAUGAUGUCUCUGGCAGAGGGAUUCUUCGAUGUCGACUACGGAGCGUUUCAUCACACGUUUGAGGUGAACACGCCCUCCUGCUCAGCGCAAGAGAUCUCAUUGGCCACGGCCCGACUCGACGCCCAUCUGUACUGGUCCAUCUCCAGCAGGCUGGAUGAGGAGCCCACGCUGACCAACGAGGCGGCCAAGCAGCCGGACAGCGGCUCGGCCAGCAGCAGGGGGGGGGAGCCCACCUUCAUUGUCGGGGAGAUGACGGACAUUCAGGAGCAAUCAGGACUGGGCGAGCUGAACGGCAGCGUCGCCACCGACCAAUCGGAAUCAGAGGCCUAG